AUGUCUUUGAUCCGUGACGACGAGCCUGAGAUGGACAACUACUCAGAUGAUGAGAUUCAGCAAGACGACAUGUUUGAUCCAAACUUUGUCGAUGACUUCAGUCUCCCGCAACGGCCGCAAGAACAAGCUGUGUGGGAAGAUGAUAGACUCAUGAACAUCGAUCCGAACCUGGACCCCCCUCCCACUGAGAGACACUUCCAAGACACAUACGAGAGUAUACUGGGAGCUCAACGGUCAGAAGAGAACGAGUACGGCAUCGAUCCUUACUUUGGCGGCUACCACGGUUACGAUGGCCACAUUGAUGGUGGUAGCGAAACUGCUGUUGAGAACAUGAACGGUUUUUCACCCGCCACUGUCAACCCUCAGGAGGUGGCGCCAACUUAUGGAUUCCCAGACGAGCUUCAACAGCUCAACGACUUUGCACAGCCACAGCAGCAUGGACUUCCCCCGGGCGCGUUUGAACUGUCAGGAGCAAACGCGGAAGAUGUGCAGUGGGCUGUCGACCAGCAAACAUCUAUGACGAAUCUGCCGCCUUCGAUCCAAAUCUAUAACCCUGAUGGUCAGCUGAUUACAAGCCCUACUUCGUUGCCUCAAGAUCAAGUCCAACUUAUGUUUGAUGAUCCAACAAUUUCACUCAGCCUUUUCCCAGAGCUGCAGGACUUUUUGUAUCUGAACGACGAAGUCGCUAGCAACAACACGACUCUUCCUGAGCUACCCGUUCAGGACCAGCAGCUUCUUCAAAUUCCUUCUUCGUCUUCUUCACAGAACGAAUCUUCUCAAAGCUGGCUCUUGCGCCAUUUUCCUCAUCUUUCAGCAGCAACGAUGGCUUCAUCUGGUAACGGUUCAUCUUCGCCUUCCUCAGUCUCAACAGAGUCCAUCACUAGUCCUAUGGCUCAAGAUUUGGACUUGCUUGUUGGUCUUUACGACGACGACCCGCCUCUGAACCCAUCUCCUGGCACUCAAGCUACCGCCGAGAACAGCACUACUCGUGGCUCUUCUGGACCCAACUCUGGACAGAACUCUACGCAGGACCAGGCAAACCCAGAGCAGCCGAUUCGACCCGUGAAUGCUGGCAACCUUCGCCCCAACUUUGUUCAGAAUCUUGCUGGCAUUGGAACCCCUCACCAGACAGAGAUCUUCAGUGUUUACAUUGUGCCUGGCCCCAACUCCCCUCCUGAAGCCAACUGCCUCGUGGAGCACCUCACUCCGGCUCGAAAGAACGAUGCCUCGAAGCCUGUGCUUUUCCUUCAUGGUGACCACCAUACUGGACAGACCUGGAAGUACCUCCCCGGCCAAACUCAGACCAACGUGUCUUGGGUCGACCACUUUCUCCAGCAGGGUUACACUUGCUAUGUCCCUGACAUGCCAAUGAGCGGCCGCUCCAUGGGAGCUUAUUUCGUCCGAGACGACUUUCGCGGCAAGGAGCAGAAAGUAAAUGCCAUCGAGGGAGAGCUCACUUCACCUCGUGACAACCUUUUCCCGCUGUACGACACAGCCAGGUACCACUGCCAGUUCCCAGGAGCUCAGCAAAACCCUUCAAUUGACCAGGAUACCGCCGGCCUGCGCUAUGACCCGUACUUCCUCAACUACAAAUCCUCCCGUGUCCCGAUCUGGAACACCUCCGAGGAGAGAGUGGCUUACGGUGCCGAAGCAGUGUCAAUGAUCCUCGACCGCAUCGGAGAGCCCACCAUCAUCAUUGCAGAAGGGUCAGGCGGCGUGUCGGGACUCAUCGCAGCCGAUCGCUUCCCCGAGAAGGUCGCCGGACUGAUCCUGAUGGGCUACCCGUACGCACCAUUCGCGAUGCCCUUCCAGCUGACCAAGUUCGACAACGGCGUCGGCAAAGUGUACCACAACGACACGAUGGAGGAGUGCACCGCCCUGACGAGCGGCCUGACCUCGACCGACCUCCACUUCGACCCGCCCUUGGCCCUGAUGCAAUGCCUGAACGUUGUCAAGACGUACUCGGACGAGGACAAGAAGGGAGCAUACUGCUUCCUGCAGGACGCCGACAAGCCGGUCCGCAAGCUCGUCAACGUCGCCAAGGUCCCCGUCCUGGUCGUCACCCCGGAGGCUGGCAAGAACUCGGCGUUCGACUGGUCCAUCGUGUCGUUCCUCCGCCAGGCGGGGGUCGAUACCGAGUGGUACAAGUUGGCGCGGUUCGGUCUGCUCGGCAACGGGCAGUUGAUGUGGAUGGAGAAGAACGGGCAAGAAGUGGCCAAGCUUCUCCAGGCCUGGAUCGUGGCCAACACCACCACCACCAACAACAACAACAACGACGUCGCCGCCGCCGCCGCAAUCCUGGCUGUCCGGCCGGACCAGGUCGCCCUGGCCGACCGGCGCGAGGAGGAGGUGCGCGGGAUCACGGCGCGCGAGGCGGCGCGGUACGAGACCGCGGUGGAGGAGAGGAGGCGGGCCUGGGCGAGGCGGGAGAUCGCGCCCCUGGUCCAGGCCAACGCCGACGCCAUGGAGUGCUUCUACUCCUGGCUGCCGGUGUUGGACCUGGCCAGGGCCGACUUCCAAGCCGCACAGGCUGCCGCCGCUGCCGCCGCCGCUGGUGCUCCUGCUGCUGGUUCUGGUGCUGGUGCCGCCGCUGCCCCGUGA
This is a messenger RNA of Pyricularia grisea, 2601 nucleotides long. RefSeq lists its product as uncharacterized. The coding region runs from base 1 to 2601 and encodes 866 amino acids. The record is from RefSeq and is a predicted model, not a curated record. NCBI's taxonomy places the organism in Eukaryota, Fungi, Ascomycota, Sordariomycetes, Magnaporthales, Pyriculariaceae. The transcript is spliced from 5 exons.